Messenger RNA from Closterium sp. Yama58-4, 1545 nucleotides. Lineage: Eukaryota; Viridiplantae; Streptophyta; Zygnematophyceae; Desmidiales; Closteriaceae. The record is from the annotation of a GenBank genome assembly.
AUGGAGUGGUUAACGAGCGCCGAGGGCGUGAAUGCCCGUCAGGAGUUGGAGGCGUCCGUUCGUGAGCACCACCCUAACUUGCGUGACGAGGAGGUCGACCUCAUUGUGGACGGUCGUCUACUACGCAUGGUUCGGGAGCGCGCGGCGGAGCAAGCACCUGCGAGCGGCCAGCAAGGAGGAGCCGGUGAAGGAGGAGCAGCGUACGAGGCUCCUGGUGCCAUAGGCAUUGGAGGAAGAGCUAUUGCACCGACCAUUGACACGGGAAUGAUCGGGACGAGCUACGGCCAAUUCAAGUUUGGAGUAGAGCAUAUCUCCGUGAUGCCGCUGCUGGAGGGAAGGCACGACCUCACCGCGUGGGUCAGCGCCAUCCGACCUCAGCUCCAAUGCGCUGAUUUGUGGCAGUUUUGCAACGGGACAGCACCAAGCCCGGCCCCGAACAACCCUUUGCAACAAAGGGAGUACGCAAAGGGCCAAAUGCUUGCAUUCAUGGUGCUGAAUCGUUGUGUUUCUCCACCUAUCCGAAUGUCUCAGCAAGAGAAAGCCGGGCAGAUGGCAUGGGCAUACAUCUUGUCUACCUAUCAAGCUCGUGAUGCCCUCCACGCUUCCCUACUUCAGACCCAGCUAGCCCAACUCAGGAAGGGAGAUGAUGAGACGGCGGAAUCCUACUGCAAUAGGGCCCGCACCAUCCGAGCGGAGCUGCUGACCAUUGGACAGGAGGUCCACAUGGCCACGUUUGCCGCUCACGUGCUGAAGGGCCUGCCACCAGAGUACGGGUUCCUUCGCCGCAAGCUCGACAUUUCCAGGCUCGACAUGACGGUGGAACGUGUGUGCAGCGAGGUGUUGAUGGAGGAGCAGACUCUCCCCAUCGAACAGAGCUACAAGCAGAUCACCAGUGAUGCAUCUGCUUUCUCGGGCGCUGUCAACACGAUCGUGGCUACAACGGGGGUCAACGGGAAGGAGGGAAAAGGAGGGAAGGAGCAGACGGACAAGAAGAAGGAUGGCAAGCGGGAGAAGAAGCGAGGCCCCUUCAAGGGGCGCUGCUACAACUGCAAUGAAGAGGGACACAUGGCUGCCAAGUGCCCCAACAAGAAGAAGGAUGCAACGCCCGCAGCAGCUGCGAACGUUGCUGAAGGAGACGGGAAGGGCGUGGCGCUCACCGUCGCGUGCUCAGCUGCAAAGCUGCUGGUCAACGACAAGGACUUGUGGUUCCUUGACUCGGGAUGCUCCCAACACAUGUCCGGCCCCAAGGAGUGGUUCACGGUGAUCCGUGAUCCAUCUGCAACGAAAUCCGUCAAAGGGUUUGAUGAUUCAAUGCAAGAAGUCGCCGGUGUUGGUGAGGUUUUGCUGGAGGGCACUAACGGCUUGCUCGUGACUCUGCAUGAUGUCCUCUUUGUGCCAGGAAUGAAGGCCAACUUGGUCUCCCCUGGGCAGCUCUUGGAAAACGGAGCAAAGCUGCAAACCAAGGAAGGAGUCACUCGCAUCAUCGCAUCAGGAGGUCAAGUGGCUGCAAUGGCACGAUACCCGCCAUCGCCUUCACUGCCUUGA